GCAGGAGGUGUCGCGAGAGUUGGCUUCACGCCGCCUUGUGGGCACUGUAACUAUGGCGAGCCUGGGGAUCGAGGCUGAGCAGGAGCCGCUCUUAGGUGACCACACACCCGGAAGCAGAGAAGGGGAUAUUAUAGAAACUGAGGAGCAUUAUAAGAGCCGAUGGAGAUCUAUCAGGAUUCUGUAUCUGACUAUGUUUCUCAGCAGUGUCGGGUUUUCUAUUGUGAUAAUGUCAAUAUGGCCAUAUCUCCAAAAGAUUGAUGAGACAGCUGAUGCAAGUUUUUUGGGCUGGGUUAUUGCUUCGUUUAGUCUCGGCCAGAUGGUAGCUUCACCUAUAUUUGGUUUGUGGUCUAAUUAUAGACCAAGAAAAGAGCCUCUUAUUGUCUCCAUCUUCAUUUCGGUGGCAGCCAACUGCCUCUAUGCAUAUGUCCACCUCCCAGCUUCUCAUAAUAAAUACUACAUGUUGGUUGCUCGAGGAUUGGUGGGAUUUGGAGCAGGAAAUGUGGCAGUUGUUAGAUCGUAUAUUGCUGGUGCUACUUCCCUUCAGGAGAGAACAGGCUCCAUGGCAAACACAAGUGCGUCUCAAGCAUUGGGUUUUAUUCUAGGUCCAGUUUUUCAGACUUGUUUUGCACUCAUUGGAGAAAAGGGCGUGACGUGGGAUACUAUUAAGCUGCAGAUAAACAUGUACACUGCACCGGUUUUACUUGGCGCCUUCCUGGGAAUUUUAAAUAUUAUUCUGAUCCUUGCUAUAUUAAGAGAACAUCGUGUGGAUGACUCAGGACGACAAUGUAAAAGUAUUAAUUUUGAAGAAGCAAGUCCAGAUGAAGUUCAGGAUCCCCAAGGAAAUAUUGAUCAAGUUGCUGUUGCGUCCACCAAUGUUUUGUUUUUCGUGGUUCUAUUUAUCUUUGCCCUUUUUGAAACCAUCGUUACUCCAUUAACAAUGGAUAUGUAUGCCUGGACUCGAGAACAAGCUGUGUUAUAUGGUGGGAUAAUACUUGCUGCUCUUGGAGUUGAGGCAGUUAUUAUUUUCAUGGGGAUUAAAUUACUUUCCAAAAAGAUUGGCGAGCGUGCUAUUCUACUGGGAGGACUCAUCGUUGUGUGGGUUGGCUUCUUUAUCUUGUUACCUUGGGGAAAUCAGUUUCCCAAAAUACAGUGGCAAGAUUUACGUAAUAAUUCAAUCCCUAAUACCACAUUUGGGGAAAUUAUUAUUACUCUUUGGAAGUCUCCAAGAGACGAUCACAAUGGAGGACCAACUGGUUGCCCAAUUGAACAAGCCUGGUGCCUCUACACACCCAUGAUCCACCUGGCCCAGUUCCUCACGUCAGCUGUGCUGAUCGGAAUAGGCUAUCCAUCCUGCAAUGUUAUGUCCUAUACGUUAUAUUCAAAGAUUCUGGGACCCAAACCUCAGGGAGUGUAUAUGGGCUGGUUAACAGCUUCUGGAAGUGCAGCACGGAUUCUUGGACCCGUGUUCAUCAGCCAGGUGUACACUUCCUGGGGCCCACGCUGGGCGUUCAGCCUUGUGUGUGGACUUGUGGUGCUCACCAUCACACUGCUGGGAGUGGUUUACAGAAGACUCAUCGCCUUUUCUGUCAGGCGUGGAAGGAUCCCAGAGUAACCUAGCUGAGACUGUGAUGGAAAGUAUUGCUGUGUGGGGCUUCCUCUUCUGAGGCUCUGCUAGACAACUGCUGAGUCAGUUUCCAAAAGUCAGGCUGCAGAUAUCGUGUAUUUUGAAUAACAAGAACAUAUAUUGACUAUGUGUAAUUAGGAAUAGUAAGAUAAUAGAAAAACAUUCUAGAUCAUAAUUUCCUUAUCGCAAAAAGGAAAUAUUCUUCACAUAACAUCUUUUUUUGGGUUGCAUGAACUCUUCAGUGAAUGGACAAUAGUCUAUAAAUGUGAAGUUGUACUCAAUUCAAACUGCAGAGGCAUCAUUAAAAUAAUGAGAGAAUAUCAAUGCAGUGAGACCAUAAGGAGAGUUCUGUAUGAAUUCCCUAUAACAAAUGAAAUCAUAGAAAUUGUUUAUCUAAAUAGGUACUUUUAUUUGAAAGUACCUACUUUUUAUUUAUUAAAAAAAUGCACUUUCUAUUAUUACCAAUUACAAAUUACUUUCUAUUAUUUCUUUAUGAAAUAAAAAUCAUGACUCUUAAAUUUUCCACUUACCAUGCCUGCCAUCCUGCCUUACCUGCUGUAAGUCAUUGUUUUCAGUACACACCUUCUGUCUUAUUUUAAUUCAGGAUCUCACUAAGUAACACCUAAGUUAGUAGAUGAGUACAAAUAAUACUAAUAUUUCAGCAAUAAAGAGCAUUAAGAGAUCAAGAUGGAUUUCACUACCUUCAGUAGGGCUAGCUACUUUUUCUUUCAAGUGCUAAUACAUAAUUCACUUUAGAAACACAAGCCCAGGUAUUCACUUUAGAAACACAACCAGUAAUGGCAAAUGGUUUAUUAAAAUUAUUGGCAUUUUUCAACUCCCUUAAAUUCUGGAGAAAAACUAGCACUUUCGUUACUUACUCUUCCCAUCUCUCAGUAGUGGCAGGGAGGACACAAGUUUUCAACCUCUGUCUGCAUAGCUAUUCAGAACUGCAGAAUUUUACAUUUGGAUGGGCCGUGACAGCCCCAAUCUAGUCAUGCUAAUAAAUAUUUGAGGCAAAAUGGCUUCAAUCUAACAAUUUACUGACUUUACUUGAAGCUGGCUACGUCAUACUCUCUGUAAUACAUUUCUACCUCUAUGUAAGUUGAAUGCUGAUAAAAGGAACUAGUACAGAACUAUGUAUAUGGAUUAUCAGUAUUAUAAAAAAUUGCAAAAAUAUUUCUAAAUACUUUUCCGAGUUAUAAAUAUGUUCAAAUUUGAGUGUAAACACUAUAAUCUGCACUUUAUACUGUUUGCUGUACUCGUUUUUUUUUUUUUUUUGGCUUGAACAACAGAAAUUUUUGUCUCACAGUUCUGGAGCUUCUAAGUCCAGGAUCAAGGUGUUGGCCGCGUUG
This is a messenger RNA of Equus quagga, 2976 nucleotides long. RefSeq names its product major facilitator superfamily domain containing 8 (gene MFSD8). Gene Ontology annotation, biological process: transmembrane transport. Bases 53 to 1612 code for a protein of 519 amino acids. The record is from RefSeq and is a predicted model, not a curated record. Gene Ontology annotation, cellular component: lysosomal membrane. The transcript has 12 exons. Gene Ontology annotation, molecular function: transmembrane transporter activity. Lineage: Eukaryota; Metazoa; Chordata; Mammalia; Perissodactyla; Equidae.